Rhodamnia argentea is the source of this 2154-nucleotide messenger RNA. RefSeq lists its product as uncharacterized. Gene Ontology annotation, molecular function: transmembrane transporter activity. Gene Ontology annotation, cellular component: membrane. NCBI's taxonomy places the organism in Eukaryota, Viridiplantae, Streptophyta, Magnoliopsida, Myrtales, Myrtaceae. Gene Ontology annotation, biological process: transmembrane transport. The record is from RefSeq and is a predicted model, not a curated record. The transcript is spliced from 4 exons. The coding region runs from base 438 to 1835 and encodes 465 amino acids.
AGUCACAGCCGUCAAGAUAGACUUUUUAUACUACAUCGCCGUUCGUUUCCUUUUAUUUGUUGCUUCUUUCUUUUUUCCGUGGGAGAAUUUCUUUGAUGAAAUGUAACAGCCCCCGCCAAUGAAGUGGAUCUCAUCAGCCCAAUCGUCCGUUUCCUUCUGCUUUUCAGUCAUUGAACGCUAUCCGUUGGAAUCUUCUUCCUUUAUUCGACCGGAUCGCUCCUUCCACUUCAGUCAACGCUACGCAAUCAAUGUAAGAUAACGUCAGCGGAUUUCUCCUCUGUAAUGCCCGACACGCGCACGCUCGCAUCUUUGCUCACGUUCGUGUUUGUUUUCACCCUCGCGCAAGCUCGGUUCUGAGAUCCGCCAUCGCCGAUAUUGGGUGACGAGCUUCCAGUUCUUGACGGACCGCCCGUGCAGCGUCUGAAUACCCAGGAACUAUGAAAGGUAAAAAGUACUUUGGAUAUUCUCUUUCUCUGAUCAUCAUCAACUUGGCUGCGAUAAUGGAGCGUGCAGAUGAAAAUCUCCUUCCAGCUGUUUACAAAGAAGUCAGUGAGACUUUCAAUGCAGGGCCAUCUGAUCUGGGUUAUCUUACAUUUAUAAGGAACUUCGUCCAAGGAUUGUCAUCACCCUUGGCAGGCGUUUUAGUCAUAAACUAUGAUCGACCCACAGUUCUUACUUUAGGGAUUUUUUGCUGGGCUUUCUCAACUGCUGCAGUUGGUGCAAGCCAGUCUUUCAUGCAAAUUGCAUUUUGGAGAGCGCUAAAUGGUUUUGGACUGGCAAUAGUAAUACCAGCUCUACAAUCGUUUAUUGCAGAUAGCUAUAAGGAUAAUGUGAGGGGCGCUGGGUUUGGAUUUUUAUCUCUCAUUGGAAGUUUUGGGGGUGUAGGUGGUGGUGUUUUAGCAACAGCUAUGGCUGGCACAGAGUUUUUGGGAAUUCCUGGGUGGAGAUGUGCCUUUGUUCUAAUGGCGACAGUUAGUUCAUUGAUUGGCUUCCUCGUUUUUUUGUUUGUUGUUGAUCCAAGGAACACUAACCUCACUCAUGAUUCUAGUGAGAAUCUAGAAAGAGAUGCUUUGGUAGAGAAGGGAAGGAAUGCGAGAUCAACUUGGAUGGAGUCCUGGAAAGCAAUGAAAGCUGUAAUAGCAGUGCCAACUUUUCAAGUAAUCGUAUUGCAGGGAAUCAUCGGUUCACUACCUUGGACAGCCAUGGUGUUCUUCACUAUGUGGUUUGAACUUAUAGGUUUUGAUCACAAUGGGACGGCAGUUCUGCUUAGCAUUUUUGGCUUUGGGUGUGCUGUGGGAUCCCUUCUGGGAGGUAUCAUAGCAGAUAGAAUAUCUCGAGUCCACCCCCAUUCUGGUCGUAUCAUGUGUGCACAAUUCAGUGCUUUCAUGGGCAUUCCCUUCUCCUGGUUUCUUCUCAGAGUGAUCCCACAGUCUGUCAACAGCUGGUUCGCCUUCUCUGUUACCUUACUUCUGAUGGGCUUAACCAUCAGUUGGAAUGCCACUGCAGCGAAUGCCCCAAUGUUUGCUGAAGUGGUCCCAGCCAAGCACCGGACCAUGAUCUACGCGUUCGAUCGAGCCUUCGAGGGAUCCUUAUCCUCUUUUGCAGCUCCACUGGUUGGGAUUCUUUCUGAGAAGAUAUUCGGCUAUGAUGCGAAGACUGUGGAUCCUGCCAAAGGAUCGGCAGAUGGAGCCUUUGCUCUAUCAAAUGGGCUUCUCUCGAUGAUGGCAGUGCCGUUUGGUUUGUGUUGCUUGUGUUACACGCCACUGUACAAGAUAUUCAAGGGGGACAGGGAAAACGCGAGAAUGGUGAGUUUGAAGGAGGAGGAGAUGACGUGAAGCUCGUCUCUCGUGUUCAUGGGCUGACCAUGUCUCCAUGCAGCCUAGGCUUCUGUAUGUCUUCUCCCAACAGAUCACGGCAGAAGAGGCAUCAGGAGCCAUAUGCAGAAAUCGGCAUCUGGACAAAAUUUCUGAAGAAUUACAACUCGAGGGCAGUUUAUAUGGAUUUUUGUGUAGAUAACAGGUUAUGCAGAGCACGUUAUGUGAACCACAGGGUAACUAUAGCAAGCAAUUCUUUGACCAGUUAGCUUUAGCUACGCUAGGGGUAUGUUCGUCAGAACUCUGGUUGAAUUGUUGGAAUAGAAUAAAUUCGGUCUGC